Pteropus alecto (black flying fox) is the source of this 999-nucleotide messenger RNA. RefSeq names its product iron-sulfur cluster assembly enzyme (gene ISCU). The record is from RefSeq and is a predicted model, not a curated record. Gene Ontology annotation, molecular function: 2 iron, 2 sulfur cluster binding; ferrous iron binding. The transcript is spliced from 5 exons. Gene Ontology annotation, cellular component: cytoplasm; mitochondrial matrix. Gene Ontology annotation, biological process: intracellular iron ion homeostasis; iron-sulfur cluster assembly. Lineage: Eukaryota; Metazoa; Chordata; Mammalia; Chiroptera; Pteropodidae. Bases 73 to 576 code for a protein of 167 amino acids.
CUAGAAGCCGACUCACGGGCGCGCUCCGCGCCUCGGUUUCGCGUUUGGCCUGCGCAGGCGCAAGCCCGCAAGAUGGCGGCGGCGGGAGCUGGCCAUCUGAGGCGGGCGGCUUCAGCUCUGUUGCUCCGGAGCCCGCGCCCGCCCGCUCGGGAGCUGUCAGCUCCGGCCCGGCUCUAUCACAAGAAAGUUGUUGAUCAUUAUGAAAAUCCUAGAAACGUGGGGUCUCUUGACAAGACAUCUAAAAAUGUUGGAACUGGAUUAGUGGGGGCUCCAGCAUGUGGUGAUGUAAUGAAAUUACAGAUUCAAGUGGAUGAAAAGGGGAAGAUCGUGGAUGCCAGGUUUAAAACAUUUGGCUGUGGUUCUGCAAUUGCCUCCAGCUCCCUAGCCACCGAAUGGGUGAAAGGGAAGACGGUGGAGGAAGCCUUGACCAUCAAAAACACAGAUAUUGCCAAGGAACUCUGCCUUCCUCCUGUGAAACUGCACUGCUCCAUGCUGGCUGAAGAUGCGAUCAAGGCUGCCCUGGCUGAUUACAAACUGAAACAAGAACCCAAGAAAGGAGAGGCAGAGAAGAAGUGAGCCCUAGGCAAAGCUUCCAGCAGGACACAUCGGCUGCUUGCCCACCCACCAUGCCGUCACCUUAGAUUUCAGAAGCCCCUUGCGCUGCAGUGAGCUAUGCAUUACGCACAUUUGCUGUUCACGUUGUGGCUCUAAUGCAAGCAAAAUACACAGCUUAAUUGUUCUGAAUCCUGUGGUUUCUUCAGCCCACUUUUAUCGCCUUAACACAGUUUCUGUAUACUUUAAAUUGUGUAUAUGGUCUCAAAAAAAAUCUGUAAUGAAGUCUCAAGUUUUGAUAGUGCGUGAAGUGCACGAAGAUCUAUUUUACCUGAAUUCAUUUUGAGGAAGAUGGCCAAUAGAAUGUCUUAUGAUUCUUUGAUAGAACUAAGUAUUGUACAGAAGGCAUCUGCAUAUAUACAGUAAAUAAAAGAAUGUAAGACAAUA